GAUCCGACUCAUUCCUGUACUUGAAAAUUGAAAUCAUGUUCCAGAAGCAUCUAUUUAUCUUCUUCGAUAAAACCCACUUAGCAGCACUUCAAACCACUCUAGGGUUUUAUCUUCGUUUCUGAUCCAAGUUUGGAAAUUUCACCUCUAAUCUCGUUUCAGGAAUUCAUCCAUGGCUGCGCUUCAGUUGAAUUGCUCUUCUAUUUCAACUAGAGGGUUGCCGUCGUUUCAAGGGCUUCGUCAAUCAAGUGCUUCUCUUUCGAUUGUCGCCCCAUCCCGUGUAAGUUUGGACCAAAGACCAUCACGAGGAGGGCUCGUUGUGAGAGCUGCAACCGUCGUUGCACCGAAGUACACUUCCAUCAAGCCAUUGAGUGAUAGAGUGCUAGUGAAGAUCAAGACGGUAGAGGAGAAAACAGUUGGUGGUAUACUGCUUCCUACAACAGCUCAGACAAAACCUCAAGGAGGUGAAGUUGUAGCUGUUGGAGAGGGUAAGGCGAUUGGGAAGACUAAGGUGGACAUCAGUGUGAAGACUGGCGCCCAAAUAGUGUACUCAAAGUAUGCAGGGACGGAAUUGGAGUUCAAUGGAUCAAACCAUAUGCUUUUGAAGGAGGAUGAUAUUGUUGGUAUCCUUGAGACAGACGACAUCAAAGAUAUGAAGCCUCUGAAUGACCGUGUUCUAAUUAAGGUUGCUGAAGUUGAGGAGAAGACUGCUGGGGGAUUGUUGCUGGCAGACUCUGCCAAGGAGAAACCAUCCAUCGGCACGGUGGUUGCGGUUGGACCAGGUACACUGGAUGAGGAAGGCAAGCAAAAGCCAUUAACAGUGUCGCCUGGAAACACGGUGUUGUUCUCUAAAUAUGCAGGGAAUGACUUCAAGAGUGGUGAUGGUUCUGACUACAUUGCUCUAAGGGCAUCUGAUGUGAUGGCUGUGCUCUCAUCAUAGAAUAUACUUGUAAUGUGGCAUUAUUUACAAGGAUUUUGUGGCUAGAGUUGUUAGGAGGCAGCAGGUGGUGUUCAAAGUGUAAUUACAUUAAAGUUAAUUGAUCUUGAUUUUUGGAUUUUUAA
Messenger RNA from Macadamia integrifolia, 1059 nucleotides. RefSeq names its product 20 kDa chaperonin, chloroplastic-like. Gene Ontology annotation, molecular function: transition metal ion binding; ATP binding; protein-folding chaperone binding. Gene Ontology annotation, cellular component: mitochondrial matrix; chloroplast. Gene Ontology annotation, biological process: positive regulation of superoxide dismutase activity. The record is from RefSeq and is a predicted model, not a curated record. The transcript is spliced from 6 exons. The coding region runs from base 170 to 937 and encodes 255 amino acids. Lineage: Eukaryota; Viridiplantae; Streptophyta; Magnoliopsida; Proteales; Proteaceae.